Archocentrus centrarchus (flier cichlid) is the source of this 2198-nucleotide messenger RNA. Its product is annotated as alpha-N-acetylgalactosaminide alpha-2,6-sialyltransferase 6-like. The coding region runs from base 180 to 1109 and encodes 309 amino acids. NCBI's taxonomy places the organism in Eukaryota, Metazoa, Chordata, Actinopteri, Cichliformes, Cichlidae. Gene Ontology annotation, biological process: ganglioside biosynthetic process; oligosaccharide metabolic process. The record is from RefSeq and is a predicted model, not a curated record. The transcript has 6 exons. Gene Ontology annotation, molecular function: alpha-N-acetylgalactosaminide alpha-2,6-sialyltransferase activity.
UCGCUGCGCUGCACACGCGCAGGCAGAUGAGAGGCGGACGGGGGUGAUGACGUCAGCAAAUGGUGCAGGAAGAUGGGGGACGAGAGAGAUGAAGGAGAACAUAAACCGAGGCCAAACAGACCAUGAAAAGGUAUGAUGACAGACAGUCGCAGUCCGUGUGCUGGAACUGAUCAGACAGUAUGGGGCUCAGGCUGGGUGGCAAGGGACAACAGAGCCACAGGAUGGUGAUAUUUGCUGCCAUCCUCAUCCUGAUGACGCUCUUCAUCUUAUACAGCUCCAACAACAGCAACAUUGACGCUGUCUACGCUCCUUUCCAUGUGGUUACAAAUCAUGCCGUCAAAGUCACAGAUCUGAGGAAAUGGACAGGAAGAGAGGGCUAUGUGCCAGUUUAUGGGAACAAAAGCAUGACCAUGCACUGUCAUGACUGUGCAUUGGUGACGAGCUCCAGCCAUGUUUUGGGUAGUCGAGCGGGAGAUGAGAUCGACCGCACUGAGUGUGUAAUCCGCAUGAACGACGCCCCUACAACGGGGUAUGAAUCUGAUGUCGGGAACCGGACCACUCUGAGGGUCGUAGCCCACUCCAGCGUGUUCAGGGUGGUCCGAAGGCCAAGUGAGUUCCUACGACGUACAGACAGCCAGCCUGUGAUUGUUUUCUGGGGACCCCCAAACAAGAUUGGGAAAGAUGCCAAAGGAACCUUGUACAGAUUGAUCCAGAGAGUCAGCAUGACCUACAGAGACUUCUCUUCUUUCACUGUCACACCGAACAAGAUGCGCAGAUUUGACAGCCUGUUCCAGAGAGAGACAGGACGUGACAGACAAAAGUCUCACUCGUGGUUGAGCACAGGCUGGUUCACAAUGGUCAUAGCCAUUGAGAUAUGUGAUAACAUCAAAGUAUAUGGGAUGGUUCCACCCAAUCACUGUGGAAGAAAAUCUGGAUCCAAGAAGAUGCCAUACCACUACUACAAACCCAGGGGGGGUGAUGAAUGUGUAACAUACAUCCAGCACGAGAGCAGCCGAAGAGGAAACCACCAUCGCUUUAUUACAGAGAAACAGGUGUUUGCACGCUGGGCAAAGCAGUACAACAUCAGCUUCACUCAUCCCAAAUGGUAAAAGGACAUUUGUGAAGACAUUUCUCUGCAAUUCCAGAAGCAUGAAUGAGCAAUAUCGGCUGGAUUUUACUGGAACUUCUCCAAACGAGACCUUAAAAAACACAGACUAACUGUGAAGGCUAACUGUGAAGGCUAACUGUGAAGGCUAACUGUGAAGGCUAACUGUGAAGGCUAACUGUGAUGUCUAUUUUCAGGAACUGACAUAUCACACAAGGAUGAAAAACCUAAUAUCAGACCACAUCUCUGAGUAGAUGCAUGGGAAUGUUUUAUUUUUUAAAAGAGUGCUAAAAUUCCAUUUUGACCCUUUUCUUAAAAUAUAUCAUAUAUUCCACAUAGAUGUGUGGGAACCAUAUGAGAGCUUUUUUUUUGUAAAUAGAAAAUGAAUUUAAAAAGAUUUUUUACAUGUUUAUUUUUUUUAUUAUAUAUUGAAAAAAGAAGUUAUGUUUCUCAUGCUGAAGGGGGAUCAGCAGUCACUUCUAAUUAGCUAUAAGUGGCUUAUAAAAUAUACUCCAUAGCUCUGAUCUGUUCACUACACCAUAAGCAGUAAAUCCCUAAUGGGGUGUACAAAUAAUCUAUUUUAGGGCCUUACAAUACAGUAUAAACAGUGAGAGGAGAGGUUCAAGCAACCAUAAAAUACUUUGUCAGCAUCUUAACUGGACAAAAAAAAUUGUGUCUACAUAGAAACACAUUGUUUCAACUCUUAACACAAAGCAAACUUAAUCCAUGUCUGAAUCUGGCAGUUUUUAUGAAAUUCAUGAGACAAUCUGACCUAUCGUUUAUCGUCAGUUUAUUAUAUAAUGCAGUUUUUAUACUCUCUUCGAUGACGAGUACAGCAAACAUUCAUUUCACUUAACAGACAAACAUGCAGACAACAUGCUACCAAGACCAUAUUAGAGCAUCAAAAAUGAGGGAGUGUGAGGAGCUACUGAUGUACAGUCUGAGCAAAGGAUUCAUACGUGUUUCUCUCUGAUAUCAGCAAUAUAUUUUCUACAAUAUAGUGCCAGCUGAAAGAUUACUACCAUGUCUUUCAUCCACAGUAUGCAUCAUGGUCUUGUUCUUUUCUGACUGCAUGAAAUAAAGUGAAAUUUCA